Paramuricea clavata is the source of this 2435-nucleotide messenger RNA. The record is from the annotation of a GenBank genome assembly. NCBI's taxonomy places the organism in Eukaryota, Metazoa, Cnidaria, Anthozoa, Malacalcyonacea, Plexauridae.
AGCGUUUCAGGACGACACGGUGAGAAAACUUUUUUCAGAUUCUUUCCGACUUCGUACGACCUCUGGAAAUCCUGGAAACUCCUUGAAUAACCUUGAAAACUGCAAUUUCAAAGUAAACCAUGAAAACCCCUGGAAAACUAAAUAGGAUUGAUUACAAAACGUCUUGCGCAUAGGAUAUCGAUAUUUUUCGAUAUUACUUGAUAGGGAUAUUUCUAGUGAAAAUUUGUAUUGCCUUAUUUUAAACAUUAUAGUAAUAAAUCUUUCCUUAUAGGAAAACGGGGCAAACUAAACUUUCAUUUUUUUAUAGAAAUAAAAUAUACGUUUCAAUUGGAUGCGGAAACAACUGCAAGAGGAUUUAAACGCGUGUUUCUUCCUGACGGUAGCAACAAAGUAUAUGAAACUACAGCUACGUUCAAUCUUACUAGCAAGAACGCAACCACGUGUGUGAAUUUCUCCCAGAUUCACGUAGAGGUAUGAGCGCAUGCGUGAUUUACAGGUGUUCUCUUAAUAUUUUCGUGCAGCACGGUCAACUACUAACAGUUAUCAAAAUGCUUUUCAUUAUACCCAAUAUUCUUGUAUUUGGCCGCCAAUUUUAAUCCAUAGAAUUGAGAGAUGUAGUUUAGUAUUAACUGCUCCGAUAUAAUUGUCAACAUUCCUGAAACAUGUGCUGCCCUCCAACACAGACUGAAAACCUCGUAUGGUUUUUAACAAAUACACACGUAAAAACGCACAAGUUUUAACAAAUCUGCAGCAGACUUGUAGCAAUGCUUGACAAGUUGUUAAAGACUUGUUGACAACUUGCUACAAGGUUGUUGAGCCCAACAUGCGACAUGUUACAAGUUGUUCCAACAACUUGUUCCAACAACUUGUUAUCGUCCUGCAAUUCAACAAUUUGUCAACAAGUUGUGAGUGACGAUCUUGUAGCAACUUGAUAAAAUAACAGCAUUGUUACAAAUUGUUGACAAGCUUGCUACAAGGCUGUUGCGAGCACAUCUUGUUGACAAGUUGUGAGAUUUUACGUUUGUAGAGGAAAGCGGUAUUUCAACAGGGACAGUAACUUUUGAAGAUGUUGUUUGCACCUGUCUUUGUUACGAUGUAUAACAUUAAAUCAUGAAUAUCUCUUCCGUUGCUGAAUGAAAUAGUUAAACAUACUGAUUCGUAAUUAUUUUCGUUUGAUUAAUAUUAGCUUAAGUCGAGGCCGUUUUCCAUGAAGGUGGCUUUGACUUUUCAGGCUGAGCGAAGCAGUUUGAGCAUGCGCUUUAGAUGUCAAGUGUGAGGGAUUUCAGUCCGCUCUGGUGCUUGUGGACACGCUAUGAAAGUUGAACUACAUUCAAGUUUCUUGGCGUAUUGCACGUCGAGUACACCUUUCCUGAAAGUAGUCAGCCUUGCCUAUAGAGCCUUGUUUUCAUGAUUUGAGUUACUGGGUUUAAAGUCCUGUAUCUUGUUACAGAUGGACACAUUUAUGAAAUCAAACAGUUAUAUUAAAUAAUAUAAAAGACCUUUAUAAAAUUUGGUAAUCAGUAACAAGAUAAAGGUCUCUAAAGCCGAUAUCUCAAUCCCAAAAACGAGGCUCUAUAGCCAAGGCGUGGUACUUUUCAGAAGGGUUUAUUGUUCAUGUGAUUCGAGUAGGUCGCUCGUUCCGCCAAUAUAAUGGCAGAUGGCCAUUGACAUGUUGUAUUCUUGUUCCAGGACAAGAACAGGUUGACGGACGCCCUAAGCCGGGGAACGACGGACAUCGUUUUUAAUUUGAAGUACGAACUGAUUUCGCCACCAGAAUGUGAGAAGACGGUUUUGUGUCCAGUGCUUGACCAAAGUAAAGACCUAUCGGUCAGUCAAAAGGUAUGCUAUGUCUGGAUGGCAGUUAUCGUCCGCAAACUUUUGCAUGCACUGAAACCACGCCUUACGUCUUUAAUAAUAGACUCACUUUUUUGUCCCCAAAACAAUACAUGUCCUUAUAAAGAUACCUCUAUCAAUAUUUUUAUCUACACAAGUUUCGUAAUUUGUAGCUUUUAAUAUUAAAGUAAACUUACAAUAAACGAACGUUUAGGAAUAAAUUUAAACUGGAUUAACUAAAAAUGUCAACAGCAAAUGUCCAACAGACAAUACAAUAUAAAGAUAUCUCCCUGUUCGUGCAGUGAGCCCGUAUUGACAACACAAUAUUACAUGUUUUUAUAAAUAUAUGAACAAGCUUUCGUUGGUAGGGAUGCGACUACCUGAAAAAUAUGAGGAGAAUUUCGACGUUUCGAGCGAAGGCCCUUCGUUUGGAGUUACUACCUUAUAAAUAUACCCUUUUACUCAUGCGGUCACCCCGAGACUGGAGAGGUUCGACUACCGCUUCUUUUAACUCGUGUUUUUGUGAUUAUUUCCAGGCUACGCUUGUUCUGAAUUGUUCUGACAACACGUGUGACUAUAAUCUGAGAGUGAAGAUAGCGUAA